Messenger RNA from Oryza sativa Japonica Group (Japanese rice), 869 nucleotides. Its product is annotated as thaumatin-like protein. Gene Ontology annotation, cellular component: extracellular region. Gene Ontology annotation, biological process: defense response. Lineage: Eukaryota; Viridiplantae; Streptophyta; Magnoliopsida; Poales; Poaceae. The record is from RefSeq and is a predicted model, not a curated record.
CCUAGUCAAUCCACACACAUCGAUCGAUAUAUCCUAAGAGGCAGUUUAAGCUAGCUAGCUACGACUUCGAGAGAUCGAUAUAUUCAACAAUGGCGUCAGCUCCGGCCGCCUCUCCCGCAGUGCUCGUCGUCGUGGUCCUGGUGGCGACCCUCGCCGCCGGCGGCGCCAACGCGGCGACCUUCACCAUCACCAACCGGUGCUCGUUCACGGUGUGGCCGGCGGCGACGCCGGUGGGCGGCGGCACGCAGCUGAGCCCGGGGCAGACGUGGACCAUCAACGUGCCCGCCGGGACCAGCUCCGGCAGGGUGUGGGGCCGGACAGGCUGCAACUUCGACGGCGCCGGCAGGGGCGGCUGCGCCACCGGCGACUGCGGCGGCGCGCUGUCGUGCAGCCUCUCCGGGCGGCCGCCGAUGACGCUGGCGGAGUUCACCCUCGGCGGCAGCCAGGACUUCUACGACCUGUCGGUGAUCGACGGGUACAACGUCGCCAUGAGCUUCUCCUGCAGCUCCGGCGUGGGGCUGACCUGCAGGGACAGCAGAUGCCCCGACGCUUACCUGUUCCCCAGCGACAACAGCAAGACGCACGCGUGCAGGGGAAACAGCAACUACCAAGUCGUCUUCUGCCCAUAGAUCUUCUCACCUAAUUAAAUUAACUUGAUCAUGGUCAUGGAUGAUCUAUGGCUAAUAUUGCAGCAUGCGUGCACGCAUUAGCUGGCUGCUAUAGAUAUUGAUAUAUAUGUCCGUGACGUAUGCAUGCAUGUGUAAUAUAUACUUGUUACGUGGAAAUAAUAAGAUAAUAAUCGUCCAUGGAUAUAUAUCUGUACUCGAACAUGUAUACAUAAUUUUGUGUGCAUCUUCUAAUUUGUAGUA